Molecule: messenger RNA, 2005 nt
Organism: Elaeis guineensis (African oil palm)
Lineage: Eukaryota; Viridiplantae; Streptophyta; Magnoliopsida; Arecales; Arecaceae
Source: RefSeq, a predicted model, not a curated record
GCAUAGGUAGCAACUCCUCAGAGAAGGCAUUUUCGCUUCCCCAUUUGCAGAUUCCUCCCUAUCUCACAAGGCGGUCCUCGAUCUACUUUUUCCAUUUCUUUCUUAGAAAUGGCACGGUUGGGGCUCAUAUUGGCAAUUGCUCUUGUCUUCAUCGCAUCCAUGGGAGAUGCUGCCGUUGUCGAGCACACGUUCCAUGUUGGAAACCUCACGGUACGACGAUUGUGCCAGAGCAGAGUGAUCACUGCCGUGAAUGGUCGUCUUCCGGGCCCAACCAUAGAUGUCCACGAGGGCGAUACCGUGGUGGUUCAUGUCGUCAACGACUCACCAUACAACCUUACCAUCCACUGGCAUGGCGUAUUUCAGAUACUGAGUGCUUGGGCCGANGGCCCAAGCAUGAUAACCCAAUGCCCGAUACAACCCGGGAACAGCUACACCUACAAAUUCAAAAUUACCGGCCAAGAGGGCACCCUGUGGUGGCAUGCCCAUUCCUCAGUCCUCCGAGAAACAGUCUACGGUGGUCUCAUCAUCAGACCCAGGCAAGGCACCAAAGCCUACCCUUUCUCCAAACCAGACGAGGAAGUCCCUAUUCUACUCGGUGAGUGGUGGAACGCGAACAUAGUUGACUUGGCCACGCAAGCCUUUCUAACCGGCGACGCUAUGAAUGUUUCCGAUGCAUAUACCAUCAAUGGAAAAACCGGUGACCUUUACCCAUGUUCAACAGAAGACAUCUACGAGUUGGAAGUGGAGACGGGAAAGACCUACUUGCUCCGGAUCAUCAACGCUGCACUCGAUAAUCAGCUCUUCUUCAAGAUCGCCGGACACCGCUUCACCGUGGUAGCCGUGGAUGCCAGCUACACCAAGCCCUACAAGACUGAUGUGAUCGUCAUCGCCCCCGGCCAGACCGUCGAUGCCCUCAUGGUGGCCGAUGCAACACCGGCGAGCUACUACAUGGCCGCCCUCCCGUACAUCAGCACCACUAGCCCGCGGCCGCCCGUCGACAACACAACCACCACGGGCAUCGUCCUAUACAAAUCCGCCUCACCGUCUUCGCAACCCGUGAUGCCGACCAUGCCCUCCUUCUUCGACAACGAUGCGGCCUUCCGCUUCUACUCCAACCUAACCGGUCUCUGCAGGCCAGGGGACCGCACCGUCCCUCUCCAUGUCGACGAGCGCAUGUUCGUCACGGUGGGGUUGGGCCGGGUUGCUUGCCAGCCUGGUCAAGUGUUGUGUAAUCAGACCGCGGGAGCGCUCGCCGCCAGCAUGAACAACGCGUCCUUCCAGUUGCCCACCACCAUGUCGAUUUUGCAGGCACAUUAUGAGGGGGUGGAGGGGGUUUACACGGCGGACUUCCCCGACGAGCCGCCGGUGUUCUUCGAUUUCACCAACGCCUCCGAUCCAUCGCUGCAGUACUUGAUGUUCACGUCCAAGUCUACGAAGGUGAAAAGGCUCAAGUACAACACGACGGUGGAGAUGGUGCUGCAGGACACGGCGAUACUGGGGAUCGAGAGCCACCCGAUGCACAUCCAUAGUUUCAACUUCUUCGUGGUGGCGCAAGGGUUCGGAAACUACGAUCAAGCCACGGCAGAAAAGACCUACAACCUCGUGGACCCACAACAGAGGAACACCAUCGCCGUUCCGACCGGCGGUUGGGCCGUCAUCCGGUUCACUGCAAAUAAUCCAGGUGUGUGGAUCAUGCACUGCCACUUUGACUCCCACUUGUUGCUGGGGUUGGCGACGGCCUUCGAGGUGGACAAUGGACCCACCCCUGAAUCCACCCUCCCCCCGCCACCUCCGGAUUACCCCACUUGUUAGAAGAGGCUGAGGAGGGUUGAGGACAACCGGACAGUUAAUAAGAUAGAAUAGGAGAAAGACAAACGUCCGUCUUCAUUCUAUAUGUUAUUUUGUUGAAGAUUCCCCAUUGAUUUGUGCUUUCUACCUACCAAGUGUACAAGACAAUAAACAGUCCGUUCUUUGAAAUAAAUAUUAAUUCAUUGGACUCCCAAUU